UGUCAGUUGCGGCCUCUCUCCACGUCUCUACACCGCCGACAUGGCAGGAGGAGUGCGGAAAAAGUCUCCUGGUGCCCCGUCCCCUCUGUGGGGGAAACUUCACACACUGUGGCAGGACAAACAUUUGGUCUUGUUCAAGACGGAAUACACGUUGCUGGUGGUUUCAAUUUUGUGGUUCCUGGAGAUCGGGAUCAAUGUGUGGGUCAUACAAAAAGUAGCAUACACUGAGAUAGACUGGAAAGCCUACAUGGAUGAAGUAGAGGGAGUCAUCAACGGUACCUAUGACUACACCCAGCUUAAAGGAGACACUGGCCCGCUGGUGUACCCUGCUGGCUUUGUCUACAUCUUCACAGCUCUCUACUACAUCACCAACCAUGGGGUGAACAUCCGUCUGGGACAGUACGUUUUUGCAGUUUUCUACCUCAUCACGCUACUGCUUGUCUUCAGGAUAUACUACCGCACUAAGAAGGUUCCUCCCUAUGUGUUCUUCUUUGUGUGCUGUGCAUCUUAUCGGAUCCACUCCAUCUUUGUGCUGCGUCUCUUUAAUGAUCCAGUGGCCAUGAUGCUGCUGUUUGCAGCUGUCAACCUCUUCAUGGAUGGACACUGGACCCUGGGCUGCGGCCUUUACAGUUUAGCAGUGUCUGUGAAAAUGAAUGUGCUGCUCUUUGCUCCCGGACUACUUUUCCUCCUCCUGUCUGAGUUUGGUCUAAUCAGGACAAUCCCGAGACUUUCUCUGUGUGCAGGCAUACAGGUUUUGCUGGGUAUGCCUUUCCUCCUGGAGAAUCCCGUUGGUUAUUUGAGCCGGGCAUUUGAUCUUGGACGUCAGUUUUUGUUCAAGUGGACGGUCAACUGGCGCUUCCUGCCAGAAUGGCUCUUCUUGAGUCGGUACUUUCACGUAGUCCUGCUGGCUGCCCACCUGCUCACCCUGCUGCUCUUUGCUCUCCGCCGUUGGAAGAGACCAGGAGAAAACAUCUUUGAACUCCUGAAGGAGCCAAGCAAGAGGAAGAUCCCUGCUCAGAAAAGCACUGUCGAUCAGAUCGUACUGAUUCUGUUCACCUCGAACUUCAUUGGCAUGUGCUUCAGCCGUUCGUUGCACUAUCAGUUCUACGUCUGGUAUUUCCACACGCUGCCUUACCUGCUCUGGAGCGGAGGAGUCAAGAAGCUGGCCCACCUGCUCAGGGUCCUGAUCCUGGGUCUGAUCGAGCUUUCGUGGAACACCUACCCCUCCACUAACAGCAGCUCUGCUGCCCUCCAUGUCUGCCACCUCAUCAUCCUCCUCUGCCUGUGGCUGGCUCCGCCCCUGCCCUCGGCGCCAGCGGAAAGGCAAGAGGGUGCACCAGCCAAAGACAAACGUCAAUGAGCCACAGCGUGAUUGGACCAGACAUUAUAUAUAUUCUAAUCAGCUGCCGAACAGCCUCCAUCAUCCUCCUCUCUUUGAGCCUCACAACACUGGUGCAGAGGGAGGUCACAGGGGCAGACUGUUUUUAUAAGUGAAUACAAGGAGCCAUUUGAUGCUUCUCAUCUCGGCUCACUGCUAAAAGUGAAGGAAGCUAACGAGUGGGUGCAGUCUGCAGACAGGCACCUACAUGAUGAAAUGGCUUAUAGUUGAAGAGAUGAGAAGAGAGAGGAAAUACAGAUUCUCAGGUUUCAUUUUCAGAUACAGAAAAGGAAGGGAGUAGUACAGAACAGCACUAGAAGGAAAUUGUGAAUGUUUUGCUGAUGUUGUAAAGGAUUUGUUACAUAUUCUGUAUUUCCACAGAUGUUAAAACUGCACUCUGCUGGCCUAAUCAAUUUUGAUAGAAAAAAAAAGAUGUCUGCUCGAACACAAAUGAUAUUGUAGAAUGUAUUAAAAAGGCAGAAUAUUGAAAACUGUCAUCAAUAUAAGACAGAACUUGAACUUGGCACCCAAAGCUUUAACUAAAUUGCAUCAAUAGCAUUUCCUCCUGCUACAGUAUUUUCAGUAUUCUCCGGAACAAGGUUGUUGUAGAAUUCUGCACAACUUAGUUUUACACAUACUAAGCUGUAGACAAUCACGUCCUAUUUGUUAUGUAAUUCAUUCAUCCUCUGUUGUGAGUGGCUCACCACCUUCUCAAGCACAUAAGUUGAUAUAAUGUGAAAAAUCUGCAUUACACUUAGGCUGCAAAAGUUUGACAUUUUAUAUUAAACAUGGAUGCCACUUAACCUUCAUGCCGUGUUUGUUUCUUCUU
This is a messenger RNA of Chelmon rostratus (copperband butterflyfish), 2207 nucleotides long. It is a transcript of the gene alg3, whose product is annotated as ALG3 alpha-1,3- mannosyltransferase. The transcript is spliced from 9 exons. Bases 41 to 1360 code for a protein of 439 amino acids. Gene Ontology annotation, molecular function: dol-P-Man:Man(5)GlcNAc(2)-PP-Dol alpha-1,3-mannosyltransferase activity. Gene Ontology annotation, cellular component: endoplasmic reticulum. The record is from RefSeq and is a predicted model, not a curated record. NCBI's taxonomy places the organism in Eukaryota, Metazoa, Chordata, Actinopteri, Chaetodontiformes, Chaetodontidae.